AUGCCGGUUGUGGGUCCAGUGAGAGAAGGAAGUCGCAUGAAAGGACAGAGCAAAGCUGGCGGACAAGAAGUGAGAGGCCCAGCAAUUUUAUUGAACUUAGAUCUUGAUCCUGAUGAUUAUCUCUCCUUAUCAGCAAUUUUGUUUCGCUACAAUGGCUUCUCAGUGGUCUACCUUGUGUUUGUCCUGCUGGUGCCGCUGUUUCCUGUGCCCACAAGUGUCAGCCUUCAUGGACCUACAGGUGGAUUCCUGAGCGGCAUCUGCUACUGCAGUCUCAGCUUUCUGGCUCUCCAGCUGGGCUUUCAGAUCACCUUCAUGUAUUUGGAGCCGCAGGACGGUAACGAAUGGGAACAACUUUUUCACCACGUGGGUAUCGUACGGCUGGGCCCAGUGACCCCUACUGACAGAAUCCGUCUGUUGGCGCCAGAUUUGGGAGUCUUUACUUGUGGGCUGCUCGUCUACUGGGUGUGUAGGAAGGUUGCAAGGCCGAAGAGCACUACAAUGACCCAAUACAAUCAUACCUUCUCUUCAGAUCGUGAGUCAGUAGAACAGUCACUGAGCGAGGAGAGUGAAGACGAGAUGACAGAGUCUGUCUCUGAGAACCUCGAGGAAGAGAAUCGAUCUGCUGAACAGAAGAAUGGUUUUACCCAGAAGAUGGCAGCAUCACUUCAGGGAAUUCGAAUGCUACUGGAGACCAUGCUUGAUGGUGCAGGGAAGCUGGUGGCAACACUCCUAUUUGGCAUUGCAGGUAUAACGCUACCAUCACUCACAUCUAGUGUUUACUUUGCUGCUUUCCUGGCACUGGUGCUUUGGUGGUCUUGCUGCAGAACAGUCAGCAUGGUGGUCUUUAGCAGCUUGUGUGUCAUGAUGGCUAUCUUCAGUGCUGGCCAUCUGCUUGGACUCUACCUAUAUCAGAUUCAUCCGUUCCAGUUACUCAUUCCCCCAGAUGACAUUUAUGCCAGACUAUUUGGAAUGACUGCUUUCAUUCAGGUAAAUGGUAGUAAUAACUCAACACUGCAGCUUCACAAAGAUCUGACCUGGCCGCUGCUUCUUAACCCUCUGGUCCUCUUGGUCCUAUAUUAUACAUUGGUGGCACUUCUUCACAAAUGGGACUGUGUGAGAGAGGAGCCAGUGACUUUUAUUGGAAACGGCCUAUGGCAGGAAGAACACGGCCAGAGUGCAGAGUCUCUGUUGGACAGAGAUGAUAAUGUGGCCAAACCAGAAUUUCUGGCAUUCUCGGAGGAGAAGCAGGACAACCAGGAGUUUUUGGAUAUGAACACAGCUAGAGAAGGCCCUCUGGCCAUUCUGUACCACUUCCUGAUGCAGCAAAGUUAUUUGAGCACCCUCAUCAUCAUGAUGGUUUGGAGCAUCACCUACAACAGCUGGCUGACCUUUGUGCUGCUAAUCUGGUCUUGUGUGAUCUGGAUGCUGCGGGACCGCCGACACUAUGCCAUGCUCUCUGCUCCCUUUUUGGUUUCCUAUAUAUCCUUGCUUGUGAUCAGUAGCUAUGUUAGUGGAAUUAUGUUGAGUCCAGAGGAGCUCUUUCCUGGGAUUUCUAUUGCACUGCUCCAGGACUUGGGUUUGACACACUCACAAAAAGCCUGUGUGCAUCUGGGGAUCAAGACUGCUUAUGCUUUCACUUUUUGGAUGUUACUACGACAAAAACUGACAGAAAAGCAAGAAAUUGAGAUACAGGACCAGUCAGCACUGAUAGAGGUGAAAACAUCAGAUGUCAGUAACCAUUUCAGCCCAAUUGAAGUGAUUGGAGGACUCAUCAAGGGCACUCUUGUGAAAUAUUGGAUCUAUCUCUGCUGUGCCAUGUUCUUUCUCAUCAGCUUUACUGGAAAAGUCGUUGUUUACAAGAUACUAUAUAUCAUGCUCUUCCUGAUGUGUGCCACCCUGUAUCAGGUAAAUUAUAGUCUUUGGAGGCGAACGCUGAAGUAUUUCUGGAUGGUUGUGGUGACUUACUCUAUGGUAGUCCUUAUUACCAUCUAUUUGUACCAAUUCCGGACUGUCUCUGGGCUCCUUCGUCAGAUCAUUGGCAUGUCUGAAGAAGGGUUGCGAGACUUAGGUCUGGAGCAGUUUGAUACAGUGGAGCUCUUUACUCGUAUCCUGCUGCCUUCUACAUUCCUCCUAGCCUGUAUUUUACAGCUUCACUAUUUCCAUGUGGAGUUCCUAAAGCUCACAGAUUUAGAUGUCAUCCAACCUCAAGGAAACAUUUCCAGUGGUGAAAAGAUGAAGCAAAAAGUGUCUGCAGUGUCCAACAGCAUUAAAAAAAGUAUCCUGAAGCUUCAAAACAGACUGGCUACUGAGCUUCAUUCUGAACACUGUGAUGAGUCUGAACAUUCCAAGAUACCUCAUUACACAGAAGGAGGACCAAAGACAACAGACAUGGAAGAGGAGGUUUGCAGCAAGUGGGCACUAGUAGUGGACAGGGUCGCCAUGCUUGUACUGAAGGCCUCUGAGAUGCUGACCUCUGCUCAAGUUUUUGCCUGGAGAUUGCUGGAGCUUCACAUAACCAAGAUUGUUGCCACAUAUAUGAUCUGGAUGGCCAUUGAAGAGGUCUCCUUGAUGAACUUCCCAUUUGUAAUCCUGUGGACACUAGCACUACCCUUUGCCAGAAUGCGACCAAUAGCAUCCAGCAUCUGCACUGUGUGGGCCUGCAUUAUGAUCAUCUGUAAGAUGCUUUACCAGCUCAAGUUUGUGAAACCUGAGGAGUUUUCUUCUAACUGUACCGUGGUGAGCUUCAUGCAAGUCAAUGACAGUGAUACACAGUCACGCCAGACCUCCGUACCAUCAAGGUCCGUGCUAUAUAGGGCACCUGUGGAUCCAGCUGUUUGGUUUGGAGGCCUAAAAAAAUGUGGAGAUAGCAUCUUGCCCUGUCUGCAGAAUCACCUCCUGGCACUAGGGCUGCUAGCUCUUGAGGUGACUGUCCACCGCCACCAACUACACUACAGACUGCUGCACCAGCUAAAACUACCCACAACUGGGGAACUUUACAAGGGUGUGAUGAGACUUCAUCUGGAUGAAGGGCUGGCUAAUUGUAUCAAAUACUUUUUCAACUACUUCUUCUACAAGUUUGGUCUAGAGGUGUGCUUUGUGGUUGCUGUCAAUCUCAUUGGACAACGCAUGGACUUUUAUGCCCUGCUUCACUCCUUCAUGCUCACUGCUGUGUUGAGCCGUCGUACAAGAAAGUCCAUUGCUGAGGUCUGGCCCACAUACUGCUGCUCCACUUCCAGCCUUCUGGCUUUCCAGUACUUGCUGUCUAUUGGCAUCCCCCCUGCCUUCUGUACAGAUUACCCGUGGAGGACUCCUGGCUUGCCUUUCAGUUCCAACCUUAUCAAGUGGUUCUUCUUGCCAGACUUUGCCAUGCCUCCGAACAGCAGCUUUUUAAUCUAUGACUUCUUGCUGCUCCUCUGUGUUUCUCUGCAGUGGCAGGUGUUUGAAGAUGAAAACACUGCAGUGUUUCGUAUCUUAGCAGGUGAUAACACUGAAAUAAGCCGCAGCCUUGACACCAAAGACCUCAGCCAAUACAGCCUGGUCCACAACUUCCUUCACUGUAGGUCCUACCUGGACAUGGCAAAAGUCUCCAUCUUUGGAUACUUCUUCUGGCUGGUGCUCUGCCUCCUUUUUAUCACAGGAACAACAAGGAUCAACAUUUUCUGCAUGGGCUACUUGAUGUCUUGCUUCUACUUCAUGCUAUUUGGAGGCACUUUGCUGCUGAAGCCGGUUCAACAUGUGCUGAAGCGCUGGGACCUUCUUAUUGCUUACACUACUCUAGUCAUCACAAUGAAGAAUGCCCUUUCGUUGGGGGCCUGUGUCUACAUGGACAUCUUCCUGAAGAAAGGAUGCUGGAUCAUCCAGAUGCUAAGCAUGUUCUGUACUGUGCCAGGCUAUGAACUGCCACCUACCAAUGAAGAAUGUGAGCUUCCUGAAGGAGAAGCUGGCGUCAUCUGGGAUGCCAUCUGUUUCAUCUUUCUACUGGCACAGAGGCGGGUCUUCCUCAGUUACUACUUUCUAUAUGUAGUGGCUGACCUGAAGGCAUCAAAGAUCCUUGCAUCCAGGGGAGCUGAGCUAUUUGAAGCUAAAGUGAAGAAAGCAAUUGCUGCACGAAUGCAGAAUGAGCAGAAAUCCAUGGAGGCCCUCAAAAGACAGAUGGAAAAGAUCAAACUGAAACAAAAAAAGCUCCAGGAUGGGAAAAUGAUCCCAGCAGCAGCCACUGCAAUGCAGAUGAAGAAAGAAAAGGACAGUGAAGAAAUUGGGCACGGAAAUACUCGGGAGGGAAGCAAUCAAGAGAGUAGGAGUGAGGAAAAGAAUUGGUGGCAACCUUGGGUCACUCACAGCAGCAUGAUUCGAGAUGGCUCUUAUAGCCUCUUCGAUUCAGACAGUGAGGAAGAAGCCGAGGAAGAGCCACAGAAAAUGGAAGAUGAAGUCAGUAAAAAGAAAUCAGCCUUUCAGCUUGCCUAUGAGGCCUGGAUGACCAGCUCCAAGGAAGCACUGAAAAUUAAAAAGAAGGAGGAGCGAAUACUGAAGAGGCAUCAGAAGGAAAAAGACAAGGAGGAGAUGCAGGAACGAGGAAUUUAUGUGGCAGAGUCUAGUGAAGAUGAACUUGAGGAGAUUCCAAGAGAUGCAACACUACCAGGAAAGGAAGAAAGUACAAUCCAGCCAGCAAUGGAUUCAUUCAAGUUCUUUUGGGUCUUCAUCCUUUCACUCAUGGAUGACAUGACCUGCGCACUGAAUUCAUUCUGCAAAGACAACUUGGACAUCUCCAUGGUGCUGCGCUUUGAGAAAUCCAUUCUGGACCGUGAACUGAGAAAAGGCAAAGAGGCUUCCCAUGAAACAAUCCGGCGGUUUCAUAAUGCCCGGCUCCUUCAACAAAGCUUGUCUCAGUCUGAUGAGAAGAGUGAUUAUGUGGUGCCAGGGACAUCUGAAGGGUACCAGAAGAUGCCCAGUUCAGACUCCAAGCUGUCUUGGGAUAGCAGCAUCUCAAGCUGUGUGACAGACAUGACCAGUCUUAGCUCAAGGCAGACAACACAGGAUGACCUGGAUGAGAUGUCCUCUGCUGCUGCUCCUUCUCCACUGCGAUCCACAGAGCACCUCCGCCGGAGGCUGUGCAAGACUUCUAAUAUUGAUUUGUCCUCGUUUGAAAAUGGCCGUUUGAAAUCAGGCCAAGAGGAGGAGGAGGCACAGAGUGGAAUCACCCAGCACAAAGCAACCUUUUCAUCAUCUUCUGGGUCAUCAAAUUCUUCUCGGGCACCUUGUCUGACUUUGUCUCGGGAUCUGGAGGACAUUCCUGAGGAGGGAGAUGUGGAGGAGAGCAGACCAACCCCAGAAGAAGCUCAGAACUUUACAGCCAGUGAACUCCUUCUGAACAAAGCUUUUCUGGAUGAUGAGAUUGAGCAGUCAAACCGAUUCUUUCAAAGCCUCCCACGUCUUCUGAAACUGUUUCUUGCUCUGUACAACACUAUGGCAUCCAAGUCAGAGAUGCUCUGCUAUUUUGUUAUCAUCCUAAAUCACAUGGUUUCAGCCUCUAUCCUCACUCUACCACUGCCAAUACUAAUCUUCCUUUGGGCCAUGCUUUCAGUGCCACGGCCUAGUAAGCGCUUCUGGAUGACUGCCAUCAUUUACACUGAGGCUACGGUAGUUGCAAAAUAUUUCUUCCAAUUUGGUUUCUUUCCCUGGACAAGCUCUUACUACCGAGGGAUCAAUGCAGAGAGGCCAUUUGCUUUUUCAAAUAUUGUAGGUGUGGAAAGGAAGGACAGCUAUGUCAUUUGUGAUCUCCUGCAGUUGCUGGCACUCUUCUUCCAUCGCUCUAUCCUGAAGUGCCAUGGUCUCUGGGACAAUAAAGAGCUUGAAGUACCUGAUUUCUUCAAAAGGUUUAAGAAAGAGAAAAGAAAAAAGCAAAGUGCCUCAAGAAGUUCACCAGGAUUCUCCUUUAAGUCCAAUGGUGAAGAAGCUGUUGAUGGUUCAGAAACAAAGCACAAAAAGAAGCGUCGCCGGGUGGGAAAACCUGCAAAAUCCUGGAGGGAGAAAAUGAAGGAAAAAUGUACCUUUGCACUCCAGGAAGCCAAAGCCAAGACCAUUGAUUUAUGUCUACAGCUGUACCUGCCUGUGCGACAGUUCUUUUACGACAUCAUUCACCCGGAGUACAGCCCAGUGUGUGAUGUUUACGCCAUCAUGUUUCUGGUUGAGGUGGUGAACUUCAUUGUGAUCAUUUUUGGAUACUGGGCAUUUGGGAAGCACAGUGCUGCAGCUGAUAUCACGGAGUCACUGUCAGAGGACCAGGUGCCCGAGGCCUUUCUUAUCAUGCUGCUAAUUCAGUUUGGCACCAUGGUGGUAGAUCGUGCCCUCUACUUACGUAAGACCCUUCUAGGCAAGUGUGUGUUCCAAGUGCUUCAGGUGUUUGGCAUUCACUUCUGGAUGUUCUUCAUUCUGCCCGGGGUCACUGAAAGGCGCUUCAAUGCCAACCACGUUGCCCAGCUUUGGUACUUUGUGAAGUGUGUCUAUUUUGGCCUGUCUGCCUAUCAGAUCAAGUGCGGCUACCCCAACCGAGUCCUGGGCAAUUUCCUGACUAAGAGCUACAACUACCUGAAUCUGUUUCUCUUCCAAGGGUUUCGUCUUGUCCCAUUUCUCACGGAGCUAAGGGCAGUCAUGGACUGGGUUUGGACAGACACUACCCUCAGUCUGUCCAGUUGGAUCUGUGUUGAGGAUAUCUAUGCCAACAUUUUCAUCCUCAAGUGCUGGAGAGAGUCAGAGAAGAGGUAUCCCCAGCCAUCAGGCCAGAAGAAGAAAAAGGUGGUGAAGUAUGGGAUGGGUGGUCUGAUCACAUUCACUUUGAUCUGCAUUGUCUGGUUUCCGCUUCUCUUCAUGUCACUGGUCAAGUCUGUAGCUGGAGUGACCAAUCAGCCACUGGAUGUUUCUGUUCAGCUUAGCAUUAGUGGCUAUGAGCCAUUGUUCACGAUGAGUGCCCAGCAGCACAACUUGGUUCCACUUUCCCACUCGGCAUACUUCAGAAUGACCAACCUAUAUGCACUUCACCCAGCGGCCAUGCAGUUCAUAGUAAAGUACAUGCCAGAGGACAUCGUCAUCGCUAAAAUCAAAAGUGAUGCAAGUUUGCUGUGGAGUAUCAGCCCCGCGAGCCGUAAGGUGAUGAUUGAGGAGCUCACUGCUUCUCCACACCUCUAUAUCACAUUGUCCUGGACACUUCUCAGGAAUGCUUCACUCGUUCCCAAUGCUGAAUCCUCUGGGAAGCACACAGUGAAGUAUGAAGAUGAGAAGCUGAGGAGUGAAAUGAUUGAAAUGCUGAAUGGGACAAGGAAGGAGCCAGUGUAAGUGGAGUAUCUUCUAACAGUACCAAGCGCUGCAGUGAGACCUCUCACCCUUUACCUUUGCUCUUAUAGGGUGCUUAAGUCUCUUCUCCCCAAGUACUUGAGGGCCUCCUCAAGCCCUGAAGCAAAACUUGCCCAGCGGCUCAUUGUGGAGCACUCAAAUGGGCCUGAGGACAUUGAAAACCUCACCUUCUUCAGGCACAUAGCCAUAAAGCUACAGCAGGCCAAUGAAAGCAGAUCUUCUGAAGCACUCCCAGAAUGGUGGGCAGUCCAUGAAUGCAGCCAGUCGAGUAAGGAUGUUGAAAUGGGUUACAGAAAAAUUGAGUUGGUCAUCUUCAAUGACAAGGUCAGCCCUUCCAGUCUGGGCUUUCUGGCUGGAUAUGGGAUCGUCGGACUGUACAUGUCUGUGGUGCUGGUCAUAGGCAAGUUUGUGCGGGAGUUCUUUAACGGCAUUUCCCGGUCCAUCAUGUUUGAGGAGCUGCCCUGUGUUGAUCGUGUUCUUAAACUGUGUACAGACAUCUUUGUUGUGCGAGAGACGGGUGAACUGGAGUUGGAGGAGCAGCUUUUUGCCAAGCUCAUUUUCUUGUACCGUUCUCCAGAGACGAUGAUCAAAAUGACCCGUGAGAAAGCAGACUAAGUGAUUGUUAAACCUGGGGACCUACUUUGCUCUUUCCUCAGUGGUCUUGUAUUCUGCUCAGAGCUUCCUUCUCAAAAGACGUCUUGAUCGCUCACAACCUCUCUAGAACUUCUUCCACUUGGACAUACAGAAGCCAAAGAGGAAUGACCUCCUGUUUGUUGGGUGGUUAAGUCAGUCUGCCAGUCCUCUCUAAUUCAUUUAAAUUGCUCAGAAGAACUGGGAAGUCCAUCAAUCACAAGGCAGUCUACCAAACUUCCUGAUGUCUUUGAGUUGAGAUGCUUCUGGGCAUGCAGAGGUCUUUUGUCCUUUAUGUACCUUUAAUAGUAGAGACUCUAUGUAAGUGAGCAGACAGCUUGUUAUCAUCCAGCAGAGACCGGAUCUGUAUGGCCAAGGUCAGAACACAAAAGGUCCCACCUCUUUUGAUUCCACAUUUUAAUUUGAGUCUCUCUGCCAACCUUUAUAUGCAUGAAUGGAAAAGUGGUUUGUCAUAAUUAAACUGCCUCUGCGAGU
Molecule: messenger RNA, 8472 nt
Organism: Polypterus senegalus (gray bichir)
Lineage: Eukaryota; Metazoa; Chordata; Cladistia; Polypteriformes; Polypteridae
Product: piezo-type mechanosensitive ion channel component 2
Source: RefSeq, a predicted model, not a curated record